Molecule: messenger RNA, 3125 nt
Organism: Hyaena hyaena (striped hyena)
Lineage: Eukaryota; Metazoa; Chordata; Mammalia; Carnivora; Hyaenidae
Gene: CUL1
Product: cullin 1
Exons: 22
Coding region: 340-2670 (776 amino acids)
Biological process (GO): protein ubiquitination; SCF-dependent proteasomal ubiquitin-dependent protein catabolic process
Cellular component (GO): SCF ubiquitin ligase complex
Molecular function (GO): ubiquitin protein ligase binding
Source: RefSeq, a predicted model, not a curated record
UAAAAGAUUUCUCUAGGAUGGUGGCCAGGAUAGUGACAGGUCAGAAUUUUUGGGCUUUCAGGUGCCUGUGACUUAGAAAAUGGAAGACAUUUUAUGGAAGACAAAGAAAGAGAACUAAGUGUUUUGAGAAAUUAUGCUGGAAUUAUAAAGGAAUCACCCUUCACAACAACCUUAGGAGGUUUGCCUGCGAUGAGAUUUCGUUCUCUACAUUUAAAGGACAUCCUUUCUGAGCUGCUGUGAAUAAAUUUGGAAUGAUACUGUAUAUUUUCAUCUGAUGGAGAAUUAGCUGUACCUUGAGUUAGGUUUGCUGCACUGGACGACCUGAGAACAUCACUCACAAUGUCAUCAAACAGGAGUCAGAAUCCCCAUGGACUGAAGCAGAUUGGCCUCGACCAGAUCUGGGACGACCUCCGAGCUGGAAUCCAGCAAGUAUAUACCAGACAAAGUAUGGCGAAAUCCAGAUACAUGGAGCUCUACACUCACGUUUAUAACUACUGCACGAGUGUUCACCAGUCAAACCAGGCCCGAGGGGCUGGCGUCCCUCCCUCCAAGUCAAAAAAGGGACAGACGCCUGGGGGAGCUCAGUUUGUUGGCUUGGAAUUAUACAAACGACUUAAAGAAUUUUUGAAGAAUUACUUGACAAAUCUUCUUAAGGAUGGAGAAGAUUUGAUGGAUGAGAGUGUGCUGAAGUUCUACACUCAACAAUGGGAGGAUUAUCGAUUUUCCAGCAAAGUGCUGAAUGGAAUUUGUGCCUACCUCAAUAGACAUUGGGUUCGCCGUGAAUGUGACGAAGGACGGAAAGGAAUAUAUGAAAUCUAUUCUCUUGCAUUGGUGACUUGGAGAGAUUGUCUGUUCAGGCCAUUGAAUAAACAGGUAACAAAUGCUGUUUUAAAACUCAUUGAAAAGGAAAGAAACGGUGAGACCAUCAACACAAGACUGAUCAGUGGAGUUGUACAGUCGUACGUGGAAUUGGGGCUAAACGAAGACGAUGCAUUUGCCAAGGGCCCUACGCUGACAGUGUAUAAAGAGUCCUUUGAAUCUCAGUUUUUGGCUGACACGGAGAGAUUUUAUACCAGGGAGAGCACUGAAUUCUUGCAGCAGAACCCAGUUACUGAGUAUAUGAAAAAGGCAGAGGCCCGUCUGCUCGAGGAGCAGCGAAGAGUCCAGGUGUACCUUCAUGAAAGCACACAGGACGAACUCGCAAGGAAGUGCGAGCAGGUGCUCAUCGAGAAACACCUGGAGAUUUUCCACACGGAGUUCCAGAAUUUGUUGGAUGCUGACAAAAAUGAAGAUUUGGGGCGCAUGUAUAAUCUCGUAUCUAGAAUCCAGGAUGGCCUAGGAGAAUUGAAAAAACUUCUAGAGACACAUAUCCACAAUCAGGGUCUCGCAGCAAUUGAAAAGUGCGGAGAAGCUGCUUUAAAUGACCCCAAAAUGUAUGUACAGACAGUGUUGGAUGUUCACAAAAAAUACAAUGCCCUGGUGAUGUCGGCGUUCAAUAACGACGCUGGUUUUGUGGCCGCGCUGGACAAGGCCUGUGGUCGCUUCAUCAACAACAAUGCAGUUACCAAAAUGGCCCAGUCGUCCAGUAAAUCCCCCGAGUUGCUGGCCCGAUACUGCGACUCCUUGUUGAAGAAAAGUUCCAAGAACCCAGAAGAAGCAGAGCUAGAAGACACACUCAACCAAGUGAUGGUGGUCUUCAAGUAUAUCGAGGAUAAAGACGUGUUCCAGAAAUUCUAUGCAAAGAUGCUGGCCAAAAGGCUCGUGCAUCAGAACAGCGCCAGUGACGACGCUGAAGCAAGCAUGAUCUCCAAGUUAAAGCAAGCUUGUGGUUUUGAAUAUACCUCUAAACUUCAGCGGAUGUUUCAAGACAUCGGUGUGAGCAAAGAUUUGAAUGAGCAAUUCAAAAAGCACCUGACAAACUCGGAACCGCUAGACUUGGACUUCAGCAUCCAGGUGCUAAGCUCUGGGUCCUGGCCUUUCCAGCAGUCUUGCACGUUUGCCUUGCCGUCAGAGCUGGAACGUAGUUACCAGCGAUUCACAGCCUUUUACGCCAGCCGGCACAGUGGCAGGAAAUUGACGUGGCUGUAUCAGCUGUCUAAAGGAGAACUGGUAACCAACUGCUUCAAAAAUAGAUACACUUUGCAGGCCUCCACCUUCCAGAUGGCGAUCCUGCUUCAGUACAACACGGAAGACGCAUACGCCGUGCAGCAGCUGACGGACAGCACUCAGAUCAAAAUGGACAUUUUGGCACAAGUCCUACAGAUUUUACUGAAGUCGAAGUUACUGGUCCUGGAAGAUGAAAACGCCAACGUCGAUGAGGUGGAAUUGAAGCCAGACACCUUAAUAAAGUUGUAUCUCGGUUAUAAAAAUAAGAAGUUAAGGGUUAACAUCAAUGUGCCGAUGAAAACCGAACAGAAGCAGGAACAAGAAACCACGCACAAAAACAUCGAGGAGGACCGCAAACUGCUCAUUCAGGCGGCCAUCGUGAGGAUCAUGAAGAUGCGCAAGGUCCUGAAGCACCAGCAGCUCCUUGGAGAAGUGCUCACCCAGCUGUCCUCGAGGUUCAAACCGCGGGUCCCCGUCAUCAAGAAAUGCAUCGACAUUCUGAUCGAGAAAGAGUAUUUGGAGCGAGUGGAUGGUGAAAAGGACACCUACAGCUACUUGGCCUAACCCUUCCGGAAGGGUCUGACUGUGCAGCCCGCAGCAGACCGGUCCUGACGGAGAGAUCGAGAACAACUCCGGUUCGUAGCAGCCAGCCGGCCGCCACCUGGACCUCCCUUUUUAAACCCGAGACCAGGACCCCCACCACUGGUCUCCGACGUCCAUCAGAACUGCUCAGGAUUGACACAUUUCAAGUCUGUAAAUAGGGACACCGACGCCAUUUAACCUAAUUUAAGAAGAGGGGGCGGCGCGCCCCCGGGCUGCAUGCUACUGCAUCCACACCAGUGCGCCGGCUGCGGGGCUGGGCCGGCGUCCGCGGAGGCAUCGGCGUCGCCAGCACCUCCUGUGAGAGCAAGUCUAACGGACCCACGUUGUACCCUGCUAUGAAAAACCAUUUGUAUAGUGUGUUUCAUUUUUUAAUGUGUGAAAAUAAAGAAAAUUAAAGAAUUUCUGUACAAGUGGCA